CCUCCUCAAAUUCGCAUCGGCGGAUUGCCGCAGACAGGAUUUCCCACGGAUUUACAGCCUUCUACCCUAUGGUUGAAGUGGGCGACUGCCAGCAACAUUCACCUUUGCAGCUGUGAAUAUCCUGCAGUGACACACGACAGGUUAGCACAAUGCUCGAGCCACAGCCCGAUUUGAGCAUUUCGAGCAGUUCGCGCUCCUCAACGCGAAUGAUAUUCAGUAUAGCUACACACCUCACACCUUCUCCCAACUGGAAAGAGUCGCAAACCACCUUGUCCCCCUCUAGACUACCCCACAGAUUGCGAGGUUUCUCGUACCCGAUGAAUUUAACAAACGAAACGCUGGCUCCAUCAACAUCCGCAGUCGAUGGAGUACACAUUAUGCCCCCAAAGAGCUGGAUGGAGACACUCAGCACGGCAUCGCUAGAAACUACAACUUGGAGCACUGCGCCCUCACAACCUACUCGAUCUUGGACGGAUGUGUUUACGACCUCAUCCUCUCGGAUAGAAGAUCUCUACACUUUACCUUCUGCGACGUCGCUACGGUACCCCUCCUAUGCCCGGACUACACCGACUUCAGCGAUCACAACUGCACCGAACCCAGACAUAAUGCUCUUUUCCACACCUGUUGCCGCAUCUUCGAGCACAUCAUCCGAGACUCAUAUCACCACGGACACUCCUACUACCACAGACGCUCCUCCUACCACAAACGCUCCUCCUACCACAAAUUCUCCUCCUACCACAAAUUCUCCUCCCGAGCCGACUGCAACACAAUCGCAGGCCGCGAGGGGCUCACACCCCCGGUCAGCUAUGGGUUUCGGCAUCGGAUUCGGCCUUCUUUCCAUCCUAUUGUUGAUCGGGCUCGGUUUCUGGCUCCGAAGGUGGUUCAAACGACGACGCCUCCCAGAAACCCAGUUCGACAUCGAAUCGCCUAGUCAAGCUAGAGACCUAGAAAUCAGCGAACCCCAUGGGUUUACUCGUGUUCCGAUCGACAUCGAGGCCUUGAUGCCGUUCCUGCCACCGCAGAACUCCACGACCACCGCUGCCGCUGCCGCUGCCGCUGCUACCUCUGAUACGUCCUCACCGCUUCCUGUUGGCAAUCCGAACCAGCGGAGUCCCUCGCGCUCGAGCCUUAAUAUCCAGGAGGAACGAAGGAAGGAAUUUGACACCCAAUCGCGGAUACGGAGCCUUGCUGCUGAAAUCGAGGUAAUGAGGGGUAUGGACUGGAGCAGCAGUAGACGUGCCUCGUCGUGCGAACCUGGGCAUGAGCUGGCAGAGGAAGUGGGGGGUACUCAACCAAAGCAGAAGAUGAAUAGGCAAAACAAGAUUGGGCAUUCGAGGCGUGCCGGACCUAAAGAAGGCGAGGACGGAAACGAGUCGAGCGGGAACGAACGACCGUCGAAAUUCACCGAGCACGACUGCGAUUGA
Messenger RNA from Periconia digitata, 1424 nucleotides. Lineage: Eukaryota; Fungi; Ascomycota; Dothideomycetes; Pleosporales; Periconiaceae. The record is from the annotation of a GenBank genome assembly.